Fusarium sp. VM40 is the source of this 285-nucleotide messenger RNA. The record is from the annotation of a GenBank genome assembly. Lineage: Eukaryota; Fungi; Ascomycota; Sordariomycetes; Hypocreales; Nectriaceae.
AUGUUCUUCAAAAUUAUCAUUACAGCUGCUACUCUCGCCGAUCUUGUUACCGCUGUGCCCUAUAGUACGCCGUGCGCCUCGCAAGAUAUCUGUAUAGAUGCCAUCAAUGACUGUGGUGUCAUGUACGGAGGCUGCUAUGAUAUCUGCUCUCCUGAGCUAUCACCCACACCACCACCAUGUCCACCUUUUACACCUGCUCCCUACCCAACCAUUACCCCUAUCACACAAGACCCAACUAUCACUCUUGUCACUCCUGACCUUGACCCAAUUAUCACUCUUGAUUAG